GGUCCCAACUGUGAAAUUGACAUAGACGAGUGCGUCUCGAGUCCUUGCCAGCAUAACGGAACCUGCCUAGACAGACCAGGCAACUACUCGUGUCUCUGCGUCAGCGGCACGACUGGUAGAUCGUGCGACGUAGACAUAGACGAGUGUCUCAGUAGUCCGUGUCUCAAUAAUGGCAGCUGUGUCGAUCGAUUAAACGGAUACACUUGCAAUUGCACCAACACCGGAUACACGGGAGAUACAUGUCAGGAUGAUAUCAACGAGUGUGUAUCUAAUCCGUGUAGGAACAUGGGAUUAUGCAAGGAUUUGAUUAACCGGUUCGAUUGCAAGUGCCCGCCCGGUUAUUUAGGCUCCACAUGUCAGGUAGACUUUAAUGACUGCACUCCUUAUUCGCCGUGCCUUAACGAGGCCACUAGUAUAGAUUACUUACUACACGAGGGUUAUACUUGCCAAUGCUCUCCCGGUUUUAACGGCGUCAACUGUAGUCUAAAUAUAGAUGAGUGCCUCUCGUCUCCGUGCCAGAAUGGCGGCACGUGCAUUGAUGACGUCAACAGUUUCCGAUGCGAGUGUCGUCAUGGUUACAGAGAUGUGCUAUGUCAGGAAGAGAUAAAUGAGUGUAACGAAUUGGCGCCAUGCCAAAAUGGCGCGCAAUGUUUCAAUACCCAGGGUGAUUACAGGUGCGAAUGUUCGAACGAUAAUGCUUUUGGCGGCAAAAAUUGCGAUGUUGCAUUAAUCGGAUGUCUGAAUAGUCAGUGUCGGUACGGUUCAACGUGUGUACCGCAUCUAAUCGACGAGUCGCACGGAUACUCCUGCGUCUGCUCUCCCGGAUACCGAGGUUCGAACUGCGAGGUCGGUACGGUGCCCCAGUGUAAUCAAAGGUGCCAAAAUGGUGCCACCUGCUUAGAUCUCUGGGAUGAGUUUCUUUGCUACUGUCCGAGAACGUAUUACGGAGUUACUUGUGAUAUAUGUAAUCCAUGCAUAUCGAAUCCGUGUCUGAAUGCUGGUACGUGCCUUUUCAACUCGAAUCUCUCGGCUUCAAAUGCAUAUACGUGCAAAUGUGAUCGAGGUUAUGUCUGUGUA
This is a messenger RNA of Helobdella robusta, 1077 nucleotides long. RefSeq lists its product as hypothetical. Gene Ontology annotation, biological process: heterophilic cell-cell adhesion; establishment or maintenance of epithelial cell apical/basal polarity. Gene Ontology annotation, cellular component: plasma membrane; protein-containing complex. Gene Ontology annotation, molecular function: calcium ion binding. The transcript has 7 exons. The annotation marks the transcript as partial. The record is from RefSeq and is a predicted model, not a curated record. Lineage: Eukaryota; Metazoa; Annelida; Clitellata; Rhynchobdellida; Glossiphoniidae.